UUUUUAAAAUCUAACAAGAUCGGUUAUUUAAAAUCUUUGUAUUGGUUUUUGUGAUCUUUUUUUCCUGUCUCCUUUUGAUUUUCUUAUCCUAAGUAAUUAAUGUUCGAAUUUUUUCUAUUUACUAGGUAUGAAACUGAACUCAUAGAUGAAAUUUCAUGUGAUAUAUUGAAAAGACUAAAUAAAUUGUCUCCAAGUGGUUAUGAAGACCUGGUUGGAAUAGAAUUUUCAAUAAACAAAAUAGAGUCUUUGUUGCACAAGGGAUCAAAUGGUGUUUCCAAAAUAGGAAUUUGGGGCAUAGGAGGUAUAGGCAAAACAACUAUUGCUAGUGUUGUAUUCAACAAAAUCUUUAAACAGUUUGAAGGAUGCUAUUUUGCUGAAAAUAUUAGGGAAGAGUCGGAGAAAAAUAGUAGAUUAGUUCACUUGAAAAAAGAAAUUCUUUCCGUGAUAUUAAAUGAUAGAGAUGCCAAUAUAAGACUCACCUACUCAAGAGAAAGACUUCAAAAACAGAAGGUUCUUAUUGUUUUUGAUGAUGUGACGUCUUCACAGCAAAUAGAAGAUUUGAUUGGAAACCUUAACUUGUUGAGCUCGGAAAGUCUAAUUAUCAUAACAACAAGAGAUAAACAAGUGUUGAGAAAUUGUGAUGUAGACGAUGCUUAUAUAUAAGAGGUUGAGGGAUUAAGAGAGAAGGAAGCUCAUCGACUUUUUAAUCAGUAUGCCUUUAGACAAUACCCUCGUACUACAGAAUAUAUGGAGCUAUCAAAGAAAGCAAUAGCAUAUUCUAAAGGCGUUCCAUUGGCUCUUAAAAUGUUGGGUUCCUAUUUGCUUUCGAAGGAAAUAGAAAUUUGGGAAAGUACAAUAAAAAAACUAGAAAAAGGUCCUCUUUCGAGUGUUCAUAAUGUAUUAAAAGUUAGUUAUGAUAGACUUGAGAAAGACGAAAAGAUUAUAUUUUUAGAUAUUGCAUGUUUCUUUAAAGAGGAACAUAUAGAUUCAGUGAUAAAAACCCUAAAUGCUUGUGGCAUUUUUGCAAAGCAAGGAAUAAAAGAUCUUAUUGAUAAGUGUCUUGUGUCCGUGAGAUACGACAAAAUAACAAUGCAUGAUUUACUUCAAGAAAUGGGUAGAGAAAUUGCUCGAAAUGAUACUUGUAAAGAAAUUCGAUUGUGGCAUCACGAGGAUAUCUUCGAAGCAUUUGAAGAAAGAUAAGGAGAUUGAAGCAGUACGAAGCAUAAGCUUGGAUAUGUCUAAAAUAAGCAAUGCAAGGUUAGAUUUUCGUGCUUUGUCAAAGAUGCGUAAACUCAGAUUCUUGAGAGUAUACAACUCACAACACGGAGAAGACAAUGCGCAGAGAAUCUUUAGUUUAUGCAAUCAUGGAAAUGAGUUGAAAGUUUUUCAACACCUUCAAUCCUUUCCCAAUGGCCUAACAUUCUUCAGCUUGAGUGGAUAUCCAUUUAAGUCAGUGCCAAAACAUUUUCUUCCAAAGACUCUUGUCAGACUUGAUAUGCCAUUUAACAAAGUUAAACAUUGGAAUGGUGUUGAGGAACUUGAAAAUUUGAUAGAUGUUGAUCUUAGUUUCUCUCAACACAUGAAAGAGCUUCCAAAUCUCUCAAAAGCCACAAAUCUUCAGUCAUUGAAUCUAAGUUAUUGUAAAAGUUUGUUGAAGAUCACUCCCUCAUCUAUUCAAAAUCUCAAUAAGCUUGUCAAUUUGGAUCUAUACGGUUGCUCAAGGCUUAUUAGUCUACCAGAUGGCAUUCAAUCCGAACGUAUUGAUCUCAGUUACUGCAAUGAUCUGAAGAUGGCUCCAAAGAUCUCAUGUAAGGUGGAAGUAUUACUUUUAAGGGAAACUUCAAUAAAAGAAUCACCCUUCAUCGAACAGCCAUCGAGACUAGUUGAGUUGGAUCUUUCAGAAUGUUCAUCGCUUGAGACUCUCUCAAGCAGCAUCUGUAAGGUGAAAUUCCUCAAAGAACUUAAUCUUUUCGGCUGCUCCAAAUUGGAAAGAUUACCCGAUGACUUUGGAGAUUUAGAAGCUUCUGGUUUCGUCAUAAAAGAAGUACCAACAUCCAUCACUUCUAUUGUUACCUCAUUUGAGAUCACGAACAUCAAUUUUUUCCAAUUGUUUCAAAUUGGAUUUACUUAAAAUUCUUCGCAAGGUAUCUCUUUAUAUCCUUUCUC
Pistacia vera is the source of this 2166-nucleotide messenger RNA. Its product is annotated as disease resistance-like protein DSC1. The record is from RefSeq and is a predicted model, not a curated record. Lineage: Eukaryota; Viridiplantae; Streptophyta; Magnoliopsida; Sapindales; Anacardiaceae. Gene Ontology annotation, biological process: defense response. The transcript has 4 exons. Bases 1094 to 2131 code for a protein of 345 amino acids. Gene Ontology annotation, molecular function: protein binding.